Molecule: messenger RNA, 1296 nt
Organism: Penicillium digitatum Pd1
Lineage: Eukaryota; Fungi; Ascomycota; Eurotiomycetes; Eurotiales; Aspergillaceae
Source: RefSeq, a predicted model, not a curated record
AUGCACCCUGUUGUUAAUGCAAGGAUGUGGAUGCAGUAUGCAGCUGUGAUGGGGAUCAAAAAAGACUUGAAACUCGCCGGUAAUGAGUUCUCCAAUGUUGCCACUUGGGUCUUCAUUGCCUACCUGAUCGCAGAAGUACCGAAUGUACCCCCUGCCAAAUGGCUCGGUGGAAAUGUUUUCCUUUGGGGAGUUGCAGCUGCCGCCUCCUCUGGCGCCCGAGGCUAUCAGAGUCUGCUGGCAGCUAGAAUUUUCCUUGGUAUUUUUGAAGCUACAGUGGGACCAUCCUUGAUGCUUAUUAGCAGCCAGUACUACACCAAAAGCGAACAAGCUCCAAGGUUCACUGUAUGGUACAUGGGCCUUGGUGUGGCCCAAAUCGUUGGAGGUCUCACAUCGUUUGGGUUCCAGCAUGUACAUCAUGCCUCACUAGAAGGUUGGCGGAUUAUGUUUCUUGUUCUUGGGCUGGUGACAGCCGUUGUCGGCGGUCUCACAUUUUUCUUCAUCCCCGAUACCCCGAUGAAGGCACCCUGGCUAUCUGAUAGCGAAAAAGUGGCCCUCAUUCAACAUGUCAGCCAGAACCAGACUGGAGUAUGGAGCACAACUUUGAAGGUGAAACAAAUAUGGGAGGCUGUGCUCGAUCUUCAGCUAUGGCUCCUGACUGUGAUCACAAUUUUGAUCUCCGUGUCAAGUGGUGUGGUAACAACGUAUUCAUCAACUCUGAUUGCCGGAUUUGGUUUCUCGGGUCCCAUCUCAGCGCUUCUCAAUACCCCCGGGGGUGUCGUUAGUAUUUUUUUCACACUUCUCGUCGGGUUUGGUAUCCGGCAAACGUCCAAUCGUUGGGCUUGGAAUGUGCUCUGUACCAUCCCGGGAAUCAUCGGUGGCGCAUUAUUAUCCUUCUUGCCCAAAAGCAACAAAGCCGGUGUCCUGAUCGGUAUUUAUCUGGUCAAUUCAAUCGUAGCUACUCUUCCGAUUUUAUACCAGUGGACCAUGGCCAACUGUGCUGGACAUACCAAGCGGGCAUUUUCUAGCGCGCUUAUCGCUGGAUCUUUCUCGAUCGGAAACAUCAUUGGCCCACAGACAUUCCAGGCACGCGAUGCACCUGAAUACCGACCGGCCAAGAUUGCUGUUCUUGCCACCCAGGCUGCUGCGGCUGUACUAUCUGUGGUGCUCUUCGUCUACUACAGGUGGCAAAACCGCCAAAGAGACCAGAAAAAGGGCGCCGAGGAGAACAGCUUCGAUGACACAAAGUGGGCUGGGCUCACUGAUAGGGAGAAUCCUUCUUUCCGUUAUGUCUACUGA